AGCGGUUGGAGGCAGCUGAUGGUGAAGUCAUUCUGCGUUUACGCGACUCCAGCUCUUUGUGGGCUAUUUGUUACAGGUUUAAGUGACACUUCUCCAGAUGAAGGGUUAAUAGAGGACUUGACUGUAGAAGAUAAAGCUGUGGAGCAACUGGCAGAAGGAUUGCUUUCUCACUACCUGCCAGAUCUGCAGAGAUCAAAACAAGCCCUCCAGGAACUCACACAGAACCAAGUUGUAUUGUUAGACACACUGGAACAAGAGAUUUCAAAAUUUAAAGAAUGUCAUUCUAUGUUGGAUAUUAAUGCUUUGUUCGCAGAAGCUAAACACUAUCAUGCCAAGUUGGUGAACAUAAGAAAAGAAAUGUUGAUGCUUCACGAAAAGACAUCAAAAUUAAAAAAAAGAGCACUUAAACUGCAGCAGAAGAGGCAAAAAGAAGAGCUGGAAAGGGAGCAGCAGCGAGAGAAGGAAUUUGAAAGAGAAAAGCAGCUGACUGCCAAACCGGCGAAAAGGACAUGAACAGUUGAAUGUGUCUGUGUGUUCUUCCUUCCCCUGUUCCCACGUUCUCUGGAUUUAGGACGACUUAAGUGUAGACUGAAGUUAAGGUAGUGCCUUAUACCAUUGUGUCCUGAUUUGAAAUCCUUACCCCAGGAGUGCUGUCUCUAUGUUCAUUUUAGCCAUUUAAGAAGGUUUUUUUUGCCCCCCCUAAGUAAAAGACAAAAUGGUACUUGGUUGGAUAUUUAUGGGUAAUUUUUCAACUUCUGUUUUCCUUAAUUUAGAAAUUCAUUAUUUUGACCUUGAAUCAUUUAUGAACUGAAAAAUGGUUUGAUGGUUUUUAAUAGUCUGGACUUUAGUGGUUAAAAUUAGUAUUGGUGUUUUAGCUUCUUAAUAACUGUGGAUUUAAGUUCAGUUUCUUAUUUUAUGAAAUGACUUGCCUCUUUUGGAAGACAAUGCUGGUGUUUGGCCAUUGCCUUUUCAUUGCUUGGUUAAGAAGAAAUGCCACCUGUUUAAUCUGGAAAAGAGGUGGCAUAAGCCUUUGUGAAGAACAUGACAGAAAGGUGUGUACACAGUAAAUAAUAGCAUCUUAGAUACAGGCGAGUGAUUAAGAUGCCAGGUAGAUUUCACUAACCAUGCGCUCUGUCUGCUUCCUAGCGCUGUUGCUAUUUAGUUCUUAUGUAGCUUCUGGGUUCACAGUAGAUUGUACUUAUUCCUAAAGUUUGGCAGGGGUGGUGGUAGAGCUGCCACACACUCAAAUAUGCUUAAAUAUUUAUAAUACUUAGUAAGAGUAGUCGCACUCUGAGGUACAGUUGCCAAGCUGAUAAGAUAGCUCAACUUUCCAUAUGGAAGGUCUAAUCACUAGUUCUAUCUUCUGAUUUGCUGUGUGGUCCUACAUGUGGUUACCUUUUUUAUGCUUUUAAAAAAUUCUUAAAGUAAAAUGAUGGAUAACUAUCAAUUUUAUAGAUAAUGACAAGAAUUGUGGAAAAUUGGUAAAUAGCUUCUUCACAAAAGAGACAGCAUGAUACUGUUAGUGUUUUCUAAAUGUCCUUCCCCCAGUACUAUAAGUAGAAACUUAUGUGAGGAAAAUGUGAAGUUUCAUUGCUUAAAAUUGAGAGUAUAUUAUUUACUGUUUUAGUAUUCUUUAAUAUCCAGCUGGUCUCCAGUCUGUUACACAGAGACUAUACAGAAUCUGUAAAGGUGUGUGAUUAGAAUGUAUAUCUUUUAUAAUCUACAUUACAUUUUUGAUAAGCCGGAAUCAAUACCUCUGGUCAUAUAUCAGGAUAAUUAAUGAUGGAGAAGGCAUUAGAUUUAAGUUGCGGGCUAAGAACUUGUCCUUUUAAAGGUUUAAAUAGUUUGUUUGAAGGCCUUUUCCUUCUUUAAUGAAUGAAUGACCAUCUCACAGAUCACUUGACUUUGACCUUAUGUUUAAGAAUACAUUUUAUUUUAAAACGCUACCAGUUGCCCUCAAAUACUAGCUAAAACUGCCUAGGGCAGGAUUCAUUAGUGCUCACAGGACAGUGUUGCUUGGAUUGCUGAAUGUACUCAUUUAUAAUCUGACAAAGCUGUGCAUUUUUUCUCAGAGUGGCUUGUGGACCAGCUGCAAUGAUUAUUUAAAUGCUGGUUCCUGCACCACUGUCAAUCAAAAAUAGUUUCCUCAAGUGAUUCCAUGCACCUUAAAAGUUGAGAACCACUGGCCUAGCGGUCUAGGUCAGAGGCUCCCACACUUGACUGCAUAUCAUCAUUCACCUGGGAAAGAAACACCCAACAUUCAGGAAGAUUCUUACUCAUUAGUUCUAAGGCGGAGCCCAUGCAAAUUUUAAAGAGUUCUUCAUACUGAUCUACUUUUUUAGUGAUUCAUAUUUAUAAAGAGUGACGUAGUUUAAAAAUCCCACCCAGUAACUUGUGGGAUUAACCUUAUGAAUAAAUUCUGAACUGCUGCUUUUGAUAUAAAGUUAGGUUUAAGACUGAAGGAGACAGGCAGGAAAUAAAGAAAUCUGGUUAAUUAAUUGAACUUUUGUGACCUGUAUUAAAAUAAAUCAUGUUUAUUGAAUGAAUGACAAGGCGCAUAUGCUUUUAGAAUUGUAUUCUUAAACUUUUGAAGAUUUUAAAAAAUGCAAUUUUAAAAAAUAGCAUCUACUAUAUUUAGGUCAAUUGUAAAUCAGAAGUACUGUUACCUGGGUAAUUAAAAUGGAAAACUUUAGCUGUAUUUCAGUAGCACAGAAACAUAUCUUACUGACUAAACCUGAACAGAACCCUCUUGCAGUAUUUUUGCACAAAUAAUGAAUUGGUACUUGGGUUGAAAAAAAUUGCCUUUGUUUUUUUGGUUGAAAAAUAUUGCCUUUGUUUUGAAACUGUUUCCCAUGUACUGAACUGAGAUGAUGGGAGUUGAUUUUGGGUUUACUGUGGAGGAGGCGUCAUGCAGAUGUGCAUGUGUGGACUGUAACAUGGGUUGUGUCCUCAGUGAGUUUUUGGGUGGAUACAGUUUAUAAAUGUGACAGUUAUACACCCUCAUGCAUUUGUCUGAUUUUGAGCUUGUAAAAUGAGGUCUACUUUUUACGCAUUUAAUUAUAAAAAGCCUCUGAAUUA
Messenger RNA from Miniopterus natalensis, 3078 nucleotides. The record is from RefSeq and is a predicted model, not a curated record. Lineage: Eukaryota; Metazoa; Chordata; Mammalia; Chiroptera; Miniopteridae.